AUGCUCGCAGUGCAUGUGCCCCAGGCUCAGGCAAUGGCUACCGAAUUGCAUGAUAAUACACGGCCCAAGCGCCCAAGGUUGUCUUUACAGAUAGCGUCUGCCAUAACGCCACAGAAUUUCAUUCGUCCAGCCAACGGUGGAACACUGUGCGAUGAUAUGAGCUCGCCUACGGUGCGAAAUACCUUCAAUAAUUCUUCAAGGAAUUUCCUUUCCCAUCCGUCCAAGCCCCCAAGUGAGGCCUGGACUAUCGCGCCAAAUUGCACCUCAUCUUCAAAUCCACUUGCCUUACCAUACAGCCUUCCAAGAGGCCUGCCAGGAAUACUGCGUAAUACAGUUCUGCAGCCCCGCCAACGUUCAGCAACUUUAGUUCGCGCACCACGCCAGAUGUUUCCGCCGGUGAAAUCGGUUUCUUUCAAAAACCCGCUUGUCGAGGAGAUUACAACAAGUGUGUAUGUGGCGGCGCAUUCGGACCUGGAUUCGUUAGAAUCCGACAACGAUGAUGAAGGGAUGGAUUCUAAAGUCGGAAACUAUGGUGAUGACAGCACAGAGGGGGGAAAGCAGAAGCAAAUAUCUUGGGCGCCAGUACGGCGAAAAGGCAAGCGACAUAGGCAAUGGACAUGGACUUUGGACACUCUCGAUGAUGGCGAUGGGGACGCUACUAUAAAAUAUCAGAGGGUCUCAAGCUUUGAAGGCGAAAGUUCGAAAAUUUCGGCCGCUCUUGAAGGGUAA
Xylona heveae TC161 is the source of this 729-nucleotide messenger RNA. RefSeq lists its product as hypothetical. The record is from RefSeq and is a predicted model, not a curated record. The transcript has a single exon. Bases 1 to 729 code for a protein of 242 amino acids. NCBI's taxonomy places the organism in Eukaryota, Fungi, Ascomycota, Xylonomycetes, Xylonales, Xylonaceae.